GCAGGGCCGCCCGCGGGCCACUGGGGGCCCUCGCUCUGGGGCUUCCCGGGACUCAGGGCCACUUCCCAGGAGGGAGCGGGGCGCCCUGGACCCCAGCUGCAGACCCCUGAAGGGCCAUGAGCCGAGGUGAAGCCCCCCGGGGAAGGGUUGGACACAGAGCUGAGUCCACAGUUGUAAGCUGUGAGCGUCUUCAAAGACAGCCUUGAUUCCUGGGGUUGAGUGUGGUGUUCCCCAUCUCAACAGCCUGGAGCCUAAGAGGGGCUGCGAGGCCCAGCAAUCUGGACCCAGGCCAAGAAGUCAAGAACUGCUGAAGUCCAGGCCUCCACGCUUGUACUGACACGGGCGACCACCCAGCCCCGCCAACCCACAUGGCUCUGUUUUCCUGAUGUAUGAGGACUGCAGCGGGCACCCGAGCUAGCGGGCAGCCGCCGGCGAGGCCAUGGCCAGCACCGCGGUGCAGCUCCUGGGCUUCCUCCUCUGCUUCCUGGGCCUGGCGGGCACGCUCAUCACCACCGUCCUGCCGCACUGGCGCCGCACGGCGCACGUGGGCACCAACAUCCUGACGGCCGUGUCCUACCUGAAGGGGCUGUGGAUGGAGUGCGUGUGGCACAGCACGGGCAUCUACCAGUGCCAGAUCUACCGCUCGCUGCUGGCGCUGCCCCGCGACCUGCAGGCGGCGCGCGCGCUCAUGGUGGUGUCCUGCCUGCUGUCGGGCGCCGCGUGCGCCAGCGCCGUGGUGGGCAUGCAGUGCACGCGCUGCGCCAAAGGCACCCCGGCCAAGACGGCGUGCGCCGCGCUGGGCGGCGCGCUCUUCCUGCUGGCCGGCCUGCUCUGCCUGGUGGCCGUCUCCUGGACCACCCACGACGUGGUGCAGAACUUCUACAACCCGCUGCUGCCCAGCGGCAUGAAGUUCGAGAUCGGGCAGGCCCUCUACCUCGGCUUCAUCGCCUCGGCCCUGUCGCUCAUCGGCGGCACGCUGCUCUGCCUGGCCUGCCAGGAGGAGGCGCCCACCCGGGCCCCGCCUCGGGCCGCGGCGAACCGCGUCGGGGCUCCCGCGCCUGCCUACCGGCCCCCCGACGCCUACAAGGACAAUCGGGCCCCCUCGGCCGUGUCGGCCUCGCACAGCGGGUAUAGGCUGAACGACUAUGUGUGAGUUCCCCCAGCUGGGGGUGGGAGUGGCCUGUCCUCCCCCCGCACCCCACCCUCCGUCGCCCGGAGCGCACCCCGCAACCCCCGAGAAGCUGCGAGGACCGAGCCUGCCCACCGAUGGAUUCAAGGCCCACGUGCACCAGGUUUACUUCUGGACUGCUUUCCUGUCCAAAGGCAUCAGGCUGAAGGACUAUGUGUGAAUCCCGCCCUAGGGGGGGCCUGUCUCCCCACCCACCGUCGUCUGGAGUGCCUCCCCUCCCCACCGCACUAGAGGCUGUGAGGACCUAGCCUGCCCACUGAUGGGUUCAAGACCCACCUGCAGCAGUUUACUGUACCAGGUGAUACUGCACCAGCAUCAUCAGGCUGAAGGAAUAUGUGUGAGUCCCGCCGGGGAAGGGGGUCUGUCUCCCCUCCCCCGCCCCCACCCUGGGGUCUGGAAUGCCCUCCCCCCAAGAGGCUGCAAGGACCUAGCCUGCCCACUGAUGGAUUCAAGGCCCACCCCCCGACCUCCAGCACCUGGUUUACUUCUGACUGCUCUGGUGUCCAAAGGCAUCAUGUGAACCUGAGGAAGGGGGCUUAGAAACGCAGCGAAAGGGGGAAAUAAGAAGAGGAGAAAAGAUCUCCAUACCAAAGGCUUAAAAGUAAUCCUUGCUGGUUUUGUAUUUAUUCUAUGUAUUUAUGUGGUGGUUUAAUGACAGCUGAAUAAAACAGUGACUUGGGA
Messenger RNA from Cervus elaphus (red deer), 1870 nucleotides. It is a transcript of the gene CLDN14, whose product is annotated as claudin 14. Lineage: Eukaryota; Metazoa; Chordata; Mammalia; Artiodactyla; Cervidae. The coding region runs from base 440 to 1153 and encodes 237 amino acids. Gene Ontology annotation, molecular function: structural molecule activity. Gene Ontology annotation, biological process: cell adhesion; bicellular tight junction assembly. The record is from RefSeq and is a predicted model, not a curated record. The transcript has 4 exons. Gene Ontology annotation, cellular component: bicellular tight junction; plasma membrane.